UCAUAACUUGCACUAAAUUAUCAAGCAAGUUCCUAUUAUAAUAGGAAGUGUUUGCUCAACAUCACAUUUUUUUAUACAGAUGUCUUAACUUUCAAAAUAAGAUUCUUAUCUGAUUGAGUAAUCAGAAAACAGACUGUAGAAAUAUGGAUCAGCUCAUCAGAGGCUACAUCCACACCUUCUACAGUGACAGCAGAAUCAUGUUCUCUCUCAGUGUCCUCCUACUUACUUUGGUGCUUCUGAACUCCAGAUUGCUGAUAUCUGCAGAGACUGUAGUUACAUGUGAUGGCUUUGUCCAGUCUCUCAGUUGUGAUACUGGUGUGAUCAGUGUACAAUCAGCAACAUAUGGUCGCACAAGCAGCCAAAUUUGCAGCGCUGGACGACCACGAAGUCAAAUAUCUAAUACUUGGUGUUCAAAAAAUGUCCCUGUGAUCUUUAAACGGUGUAAUGGACUGAGAACGUGUGAGUUUAAAGCUCAAGGACUCGCCAGACCAGAUCCAUGUUUUGGCACCUACAAGUACUACACUACCAACUACAUUUGCAUCACAGCAGAAACAAGUGUGACUUGUGAUCGUGGAUACGGUUAUUUGAAAUGUGAACAUGGUAAGAUACAGAUAAAUACUGCAAACUAUGGACGUACAGAUAAAACCACCUGCUCUCAAGGACGUCCAUCUCAACAGCUCCAAAACACCAACUGCUUUUCACCCAAUGCACUGGAUUUUGUGUCGAAAAGCUGCAAUGGCCUAGACACUUGUAAGGUGUAUGCAAAACGUACGGGCCUUACUGAUCCCUGCUUUGGCACAUACAAGUACCUUGCAAUCUCUUAUUCUUGCCUCCAUCAUAAAAUUUGAUCCUCAGGCGAGGAUUAAUUAAUCCACUGGAUAAAGUGUCUGGACUGGGAGCGCUUGACUGAACUCUUCUGUCAUCCUCCCAGCCAUCAGUCCAGUUGGUGUGGGCAAUGGGAGCCCCGUUUUCUCCAGAAUUUUGUGUUGUCUUGUUUUGAUGUUAUAAUCUGAAGUUUCUAAUAAACUUCAUUCCUUUUUUGGCACAGAA
Messenger RNA from Cyprinus carpio (common carp), 1050 nucleotides. Its product is annotated as L-rhamnose-binding lectin CSL2-like. The coding region runs from base 144 to 848 and encodes 234 amino acids. Gene Ontology annotation, molecular function: carbohydrate binding. The transcript is spliced from 9 exons. The record is from RefSeq and is a predicted model, not a curated record. NCBI's taxonomy places the organism in Eukaryota, Metazoa, Chordata, Actinopteri, Cypriniformes, Cyprinidae.